Portunus trituberculatus (swimming crab) is the source of this 3308-nucleotide messenger RNA. RefSeq names its product potassium channel subfamily K member 5-like. Gene Ontology annotation, molecular function: potassium ion leak channel activity. The record is from RefSeq and is a predicted model, not a curated record. Lineage: Eukaryota; Metazoa; Arthropoda; Malacostraca; Decapoda; Portunidae. Gene Ontology annotation, cellular component: membrane. Gene Ontology annotation, biological process: potassium ion transmembrane transport; stabilization of membrane potential.
AGAGUGGCCGAAGAGAGUGCAGUGUGUGUUGGGCAGCGGGCGGGAGUACACGGAGGAAGGAGUGGCGGUGUGAAAAAAACUGAAUCCGAAAAUUGAAUCAUCGAAGCAGAAAGGGAACCGAAAGAAAGGCAGAACAAGAAAUAAAGAAAAUAAAGAAUAAAGACAAAAUUCCGAUGAUAAAUAAAUAGAAGGAAGAAGAAAUGAAUGUUAAAUGAGAUUACGAAUAAGAUAAGUCGAUAAACAAGAGGAAUAAUAAAGAGGAAAAGGAAGAAUAGGAGAUAAAUGAGAGAAAUUACAAAUAAUAUAAUAGAUAAGUUAUAAUUUGACAAUUUUAACACACACACACACACACACACAAUCCUACAAUUCUCGGUAAUCCUACAAAACAUCCUUCAGACCUUCACCCAGUAUCCUAAACCACCCGUGCCUUAUCCUUCAAUAACCUCAAGAAUGAAGCAGAGUCCUUAACAUCCUGAGGGGCAUCCUGUGGGUAUCCUACGAGUAUCCUGCACGAGCAAAGUCACAGCCACAGGUCCUACGGAGGUUGCAACACCAUCCUAUACAAGGUCACCGCUGCCUCCUGUCACCCCCCAUCGGCUCCCCCAUCCCGGUAUCCUUCAGUGUUUAAUAUCCUUCACCAAGAGUCCAGAGAGGCAGUCCCGUCCCACCCUCCGCGCUGGACGGAUCCUCCCUUCUGCAUCCUGUUCUCCUGCUGUACUGAAGCCGUAGGAUAGCACAAGUAGGUUCCUUCACUCCUUCAGGACAAAAACUGUGAGUUCCUUUGAUCCUUCAGGACAUUAUUGUUGGAAUCCUUCACUCCUUCACGACCAAAUCCUCUGAGUUCCUUCAGUCCUUCAAGACAAAUAGCAGCGACUUUCUUCAAUCCUUCAGGACAUUACACGUGGGGUCCUUCACUCCUUCAAGACAAGACUGUUAAAAUCCUUCACUCCUGCUGGUUAUCCUACAGGCAGGGCACUCCUUCCCUGUGACGUGUCGGGGUGUGGCAGUGCAGUCCUUCACUCCUUCAACACAACAAGGAGUCCUGCAGGGAGGAAAUCUCUACACUGCAGGACUUCAUUGAUCCUACGCGUCACUCCCACUUGACUGCUGGGCACGCCACUUAACUAAAGGAUACUUAAGUGCAAUCCUACACGAGAAGUCCUUUGGGGAGUCGCAAAACUACUACUACUACUUAUACUACUACUACUUCUACUGCUACUACUACUACUACUACUACUACUAUUACUGCUACUACAAAGUAAAAACAAACAAAACAAAAACCAAAAACAAGACAGUGAAGGCUGAAACAAAGCAAACGAAAAGGAUACCACAGCGGAAGGCAUCUCCCCACCAACCAAACCAAGAACAGAAUCCAAAAAAAAGGCAAAACAAAAACAAAGAAGGUUCCUCGUAGCAAACCCGCCUUACGGAACCCCGGUGCGAAAAAAAAAACAGUCAAGUAAAGGAUACAACAGGAGAAGACUUUCCCACCAUGGAGAAGGAGAAGGGACGGCGAAUUAGCGUGAGGAGCAUCAAAAAGGAGGCGGCGAAGAUGACACAGAGCUCCUGGUGGCGAUGUGGAAUGAGCAAAGGAACAUUCAGUGGAGUCAAGGUCACUGUCUUCUGGGUGACCUACGUCCUUCUCGGGUCACUCGCCUUCCAGUACAUUGAGGAGACCACGACGAUGACCACCGUGUCAACUACGAAGGAUCACCACCACUGGGCCAGGUUUAAAGAGUUGAUAGGUGGACACAAUGUGGUGGAGGAGCUGCUGGAACUACGAGAAAACUUAAUGGAGCUUUGCAAUGACACAACCAUUAACAAAACUUUUGAGUUGCUGUCUGAUGUAGCGGCCAGAAAGGUGGUGAUGGAACACAAUGCCACGCUCAUGAAGCCUGUGGAGUUGGAGCAUGUGGAGACGUCAUGUGGGUCCGCCCUUCACAUAGUGGAACACCUGACGGAGUGGAAGAAGGUGGACUUCGUGGAUGCCAUCUACUACACCAUGACGGCUGUGACUACUAUUGGAUACGGGCACAUUUACCCCACCACGCCCCCCGGUAGGAUCUUCUGCGUGCUGUACUGCCUGGUGGGCGUGCCUCUCACCUGUAUCCUGCUGGCCAAGUCCACUGACCUCCUCUCCUCGCGUAUGGAACGUGUUUACCUCACUGCCAAGAAGCGACACCGCGGCACUGGACACUCCCUCCUGUACUGGGUGACCACAAUAUACCUCUGUGGGUUCCUUGUGUUCAUGCUGCUCCCCUCACUUGCCCUCACCAAACUAGAGGGGUGGACACUGGAGGAAGCGCUCUACCUCACCUUCAUCACCCUCACCACCAUUGGAUUCGGCGACUUUUACCCAGGCUACAAGGACGACAAACCGUACAAUGAAUACCUCCGGCUGUACAAGAUGGGCAUCAUUACCUGGAUCAUGGUGGCACUCGGUUACUGGUUCCUGCUUCUCAAUUUCCUGCAGAAGGUCUUGCGGAAACACGUGCCUAGGAAACUGAAGAAGUCGCUGAAGAAAACCAGGAAAUUUAAGAAGCAGUCUGAGUUUUUCCGGCAGUUAGUAAGCAAGGCAUUUGGCCGUACCACCACCACCACACCCCCCCAUCAGGCCUUCACCAAUGCAAUCCCCUACAACAAGGUGGUGUCGCAGGGCGUGCAGCAGGAGGUGGCCAGCAAGGGCGGCGCGGGCGGUGACGAGGACAGUGGGGUGGUAGCGCUGGUGGUGGAGGUGGCAGACGCCCUCACCAGUGACGAGACCAGGCGCCCCUCAAUCCACGUGGCGGCAAAUGGAGGUCGGCGGGAGAGCAGAGUGGCACCCAUCACCCUAACACAGCUGCUGGACGUGAGGGUGGCAGUGAGGGGAGAAGCAAUCCCCUCCAUCAGAUCCUUCAUGGCUACCUCCCCUCACCCCUCGUCCAGCGCCCUGCAGGACCUCUUAACCCAGGAGGAAGUGAAGAAACCUGAAGUCACAUUACCACUGAGGGAAGUCCUUGCGCUGGUCAGCCUAAUCAAGUCCGUGGAGGAUCAGGUAGGAGGAGGGGCACUGGAGGGGGUCCUACAGGGAGUCCUAGAGGAUGGAAUGACCUCCUCUACCCCCUCCUCCCCCUCCUCCCCUCUCUCCACCGUGACAUCCUGCGACCAGCCUGAUUACCUGCCUCUCAUUAGGGCAAGGAAGGACGACAUUGAGGAGGAGGAGGAUGAUGAGGAAGAGGAAGACGAUGAAGAGGAUGAGGAAGAGGAGGAGGUGAAGAGAAGUGAUGUGGAGAAAGGAAAGAGAGGAGGAAUGUUUAGUUAAAGUGGAG